AUGAGUGAAAAGAAGAAAGUUCUAAUGCUACAUGGUUUUGUCCAAUCCGAUAAGAUAUUUUCUGCGAAGACUGGAGGAUUACGAAAGAAUUUGAAGAAGUUAGGUUACGAUUUAUACUAUCCUUGCGCCCCACAUUCAAUUGAUAAAAAAGCGUUAUUCCAAUCAGAGUCAGAAAAGGGUAGAGAUGCUGCGAAGGAAUUCAACACCUCAGCGACUAGUGAUGAAGUAUACGGGUGGUUCUUUAGAAAUCCCGAAUCUUUCAAUUCCUUUCAAAUAGAUCAAAAGGUGUUUAACUAUUUACGUAACUACGUGCUAGAAAAUGGACCAUUUGAUGGUGUCAUUGGAUUCAGCCAAGGUGCAGGUCUUGGGGGCUACUUAGUCACUGACUUUAACAGAAUAUUAAAUCUUACUGAUGAACAACAGCCCGCUUUAAAAUUUUUUAUUUCAUUUAGUGGAUUCAAAUUAGAAGAUCAAUCCUACCAGAAAGAAUAUCAUAGGAUUAUCCAGGUGCCCUCUCUACAUGUAAGGGGGGAGUUAGAUGAAGUUGUAGCAGAAUCUAGAAUCAUGGCAUUGUACGAGUCAUGGCCCGAUAACAAAAGGACAUUGUUGGUUCAUCCUGGAGCCCAUUUUGUCCCAAACUCGAAACCAUUCGUAUCCCAAGUUUGCAAUUGGAUCCAAGGAAUUACUAGCAAAGAGGGUCAAGAGCAUAAUGCCCAACCUGAAGUAGAUCGGAAACAAUUUGACAAACCUCAAUUGGAAGAUGAUUUGUUAGAUAUGAUCGAUUCCUUGGGUAAAUUGUAA
Saccharomyces cerevisiae S288C is the source of this 801-nucleotide messenger RNA. RefSeq names its product putative serine hydrolase (gene FSH3). Bases 1 to 801 code for a protein of 266 amino acids. Lineage: Eukaryota; Fungi; Ascomycota; Saccharomycetes; Saccharomycetales; Saccharomycetaceae. The record is from RefSeq and is marked reviewed. The transcript has a single exon.